Messenger RNA from Sesamum indicum (sesame), 1891 nucleotides. Its product is annotated as putative UDP-glucosyl transferase 73B6. Gene Ontology annotation, molecular function: UDP-glucosyltransferase activity. The record is from RefSeq and is a predicted model, not a curated record. Lineage: Eukaryota; Viridiplantae; Streptophyta; Magnoliopsida; Lamiales; Pedaliaceae.
GAAGACCUUUUUAACACCCCAUAAAUCAUAAAUGCUUAUGGCCGACCUCCACCUCCCAAUUUAUGAAAACUAUACAAACGCGCUAUUAAAAUACCUCCAUGAUUGACAUUAUUGUUCAUCCUUCUACUGCACUCAUCUUUUCUAUUAUCCCCACUAGUCAAAUCUUUUCCUUCUCAACCAAGUCUCCACUUAUUCAUUUAUACUUCUUCACUCUUUCGUCACCUCUAUUGCCCCUUGCUAUAAUAUAUAUACUACUCUACCUCUGACUAUAUAUUGUUAUUACCAACCAGUGAAGAAUACUAAGAGUGAGUUAUCAGGAUGGAAGCCGUUACUGAUAUCUUGGUGCUCCCAUUUUUCGGUCAGGGCCACCUCUUCCCCUGCGUGGAGCUCUGCAAACACUUCUCUUCUUACAACUGCAGAUCCCUUCUGAUAAUCCCUUCCCAUCUUUCCUCAUCCCUUCCCUCCAAUCUCCGCCACUACCCUUUGGUUGAAGUGCUCCACAUUCCUGCAUCUUAUUCACCUUUCCCACCUCCGGAUAUGCCUAAACGGGAAUCGUCCAGGCCCCGACCUGGAGUUCACCAUCAUCAGGAGCUGGGGCUUGGGAUUGAGUCUUUCCUUUCCGAGAGGUACGUGAAUGCUCCGCCACCCGGAUGUGUGGUGAUGGACGUGAUGAUGAGCUGGAGCAAAGAUAUUUUCAGGAGAGCCAAUGUACCCAUUGUCUCCUUCUUCACUUCUGGUGCUUGUUCUACUGCUAUGGAGCAUGCGGCGUGGACAGCCCAUGUAGAUGAUAUGUUGCCUGAUGAUGAGAUCCGAAUACUAUCCGGGUUGCCCGAAACCGUUGCCCUCAGUUAUUCUGAUCUUAAAAGGCGGGAUCAACAUCAUGGUGGUGGUAAACCCCAACCGCACGGAGGAAUGAACUUUGGCCCUCCGACACCAGGACAGCCCCCACGUUGGUUGGAUGAGGCGGAAGGUUCCAUCGCACUGUUAAUCAACACGUGUGAUGAUCUGGAAGGCCCAUUUCUCGAGUACCUAGCGGGUCAAAUCCAGAAACCCGUUCUCGGGGUCGGGCCAUUGUUGCCGGAGAAGUACUGGAAAUCAACCAGUUCGGUUCUCCAUGAUCGGGACAGCAGACCCAGCCGUGAAUCAAACUACACGGAGGAUGAGGUUAUCCAGUGGUUGGACUCGAAGCAAACUCGGUCCGUCAUUUACGUGUCAUUUGGUAGUGAGGUUGGACCAACCUUAGAUGAGUAUGAUGAAUUAGCAGACGCAUUGGGAGAGUCGAAUUGGCAAUUCAUAUGGGUGAUCCAACCCGGGUCUGGAAAGCCCGGGCCGCCAGCCAACUUCUUAGGUGGCAAACCCGUACCCAAUGCUAGAGAAGAAGGCUACUAUCCACAAGGUUUGCAAGAAAAGGUUGGGAAUCGAGGGCUAAUUAUAAAGGGAUGGGCGCCCCAAUUGCUUAUAUUGGGUCACCCUUCAACGGGAGGAUUCCUGUCGCACUCUGGGUGGAAUUCUACGGUAGAGGCAAUUGGGCGUGGGAUCCCAAUUCUGGCCUGGCCUAUCCGGGGAGACCAAUUUUAUAAUGCUAAAUUGGUGGUUAAGCAUCUGAAAGUCGGGCACAUGGUUUCCGAUGAUCUAUCAGAGAUGGUGAAGAAGUGUGAUAUAAUAAGAGGAAUUGAGUUGGUUAUGGGUGAUGGAGAAGUUCAUGAUCGAGCUAUUGCCUUGAGAAGCAUAUUUGAGGCUGGUUAUCCGUCGAGUUCCACGGCUUCUUUGAAGGCGUUGAUUGAGUUAAUAAGCAAAUAGUCCUGUUAUUUUGCAACAGGGAGUGGUGGUUUGUAAUCUUGUAAUCCUUUGCCUAUCAAAGAGAGUAUAACAAUAUAAGUUGCUGGAUUUA